Molecule: messenger RNA, 1413 nt
Organism: Symbiodinium sp. CCMP2592
Lineage: Eukaryota; Dinophyceae; Suessiales; Symbiodiniaceae
Source: the annotation of a GenBank genome assembly
AUGAGCGAAGCUGCAGUGGAGGAUGCCGGAAAGCUGCAGAUUGUUCUCUGGGAGGACGUCGCUGUCCAGCCCGAGGCUGAGGCCGUCCCGUUGCCACUACCUCCGCCUCCGCCUCCGGGCUAUGGGCCGCAUUUGCAGGCUCGGGAAGCCUUGUUGAACGACUGCCGUUCUCUUCUCCACUUUCUGUGGUUGCACCACAGUCGCUGCUUUGAUCGAAGUCCGACAGAGAUCAUGGGGCUGGCAGGGGUUGAUGAUGUCGACAUCAACUUCGACCUUUGGUUUGCUUGGGAAAAUGCCCAAGCUGUAACCCACAUGGUGAAUGGAGGGGGUUGGAACCACAUCACGAGCACGUGGCUCCGCUUAGAGCUCCAGGGCACGAAAUGCUCGCGAGCGACGGGUUCUUCGGCGCAGUCUCCUGCGCGAAUCCUGAGCUACCAUGGCACCCGAUGGCCAAAGCUGCCUUGGAUUCUGCAGCAGAAAGGCCUUCGUGCUGGACCGCGCAUUGCUGGCAAUACGCGUGGUGUCUGGAGCUCGCAGAGCUUCCAGGUUGCUGAAAUGUAUGCCUGGCCCGAGCCAAUGGCUGGCGCUGCCCGGAAGCCUUGGAAUCCCUGGAAGCCGGAUGCUUCCGCAAGCCCGGGGGAGAGGUUCCAGGUGGUGCUCGAACUGGAGCUCCAAGAAUGGCGCUGCCACCGAUCGAAGUCUGGUUAUUUGGUGACCCAGGAUGAGGCGAAGGUCACGCUCAAGGCUUUGCAUCUACGAUGCUGGCGGGAAGGAGCUUCGGAUCACCCAAGCCUCCGGCAAGGCUACUUUCCUUCCAGCUUCCUGCCCAACGGCAAGCGGCUGGACUUCGUGCCCGGGGGGUCCGCCGCCGGAGGGUCCCUUACUGGCCAAGGAGAGCGGCAGACACGGACGAAGUGGAGUCGGCCACAGCUGCAGCGGGUGGUUCGUAUGGCCGUUUCCGAGAAAAAGAAGGUCAAAAAGAUUGUCCAAAAAAAGGUGCCAAAGAGGGUCGAGUUGAAAUACGCCGAUGUCGACAUAUCCGAGCUGUGCUGGGACAGCGUGGUGGCCGUGGUUCAGGGAAAGACCCUCCGGGAGAAGCUGGACAGGAUCAUGCGGAAAGCUUACAUGACUGUCGUGAAGUGUGCAGCCUCUCCAGUGGCAUUGCUGUCAGGUUGGGCCACCGAGGUGGCUGGGCAGCUUGUCCAGGAAGAGGGGCUCACUUUCGCUUUUCACCGAAGCGUCGCGAGCGACAUCAUCGCGGUUCUGAAGCGAAUGCUUCAGGGAGGUGCUCUUCCUCGGAGCAUGGUCGGGCAGAAGACAUGGGAUAAGGCUCUGGAAGAUCAGCUGCAGGACAUUGUAGCCGCACAGCUUUCUCGGGUGCUCGCUGCUGAUAUGUUGAUGCUGCCAGGGUAG